ACUUUCGGCUUACGAAAAGAGAGACGGAACAGAACAAAACUAUUCCUCGACGACCAGAGCCAAAAGAAAAAAAAUCAUUCUCUGAUCUCUUUCUUCAUAUGUUCUGUCUUUUUAUAAGCCUUUUCAGAUAAAUUUCAAGAAGAAGAUGGAUGACGUUAAAGAUAAGCUUAAAGGAUUCAUGAAGAAAGUCAAUCUCUCUUCCUCCUCCGGCAAAUUCAAAGGCUCUGGUCGAGUUCUCGGAUCUUCUUCCUCCUCUGCACCCGUUAACCCGAUUCAAAACCGGUUUAACCCUCCCCAAUCUUCGAAUCCGACUCCUAGACCCACCAAACCUUCUCAUUCUCCAUCAGCUCCGUUACCUGAGAAACCCGUAACUUCCGGGUCAGAGAAAAAACCGGAUCCUGAUCCGGUUCGUGCUCCUCCACAAGACGGGUUCGACCCAUACGGCGCGUUCAUCACGUCUUCCAACAGAUCUCAAAACGGAUACUCUCUGAACAUGUUCGAGUGUCCGAUCUGCGGCAACCCUUUCAAAACAGAGGAAGAAGUCUCCGUCCACGUGGAGGAGACCUGUCUCGGUGAAACCACAACCACCACCAACGGAGACGAGCCUGCAUCCGAGGUGGAGAAGCUUGUGGUUGUGUAUCUCUCAGGGAAACCGACGGAGAGCUCGGUUGAUGUUUUGCUAAGGUUGCUUAAGAACAUAGUGAAGGAGCCUGAGAACGGUAAGUUUAGGAAGAUUAGGAUGAGCAAUGCUAAGAUUAAGGAAGCUAUUGGUGAUGUUGCGGGAGGCGUUGAGCUUCUUGAGCUCGUUGGGUUUGAGUUGAAAGAGGAGAACGACGAGGUUUGGGCCGUUAUGGAUGUUCCCGGAGGAGACCAAACUCAACUGAUUAACGAAGUUGUCGGAAUGUUGGAAAAAAGAAAUGAUGAGGUUCUUCCGGUGGAGCCAGUUGCUGCUGCUCCAAAGAAGAUCGAUAGAGAGAUUCGUGUCUUCUUCUCGGUUGCGGAGAACGUAGCGUCGAGAAUAGAGGUGCCUGACUCGUUCUAUAGCCUCUCUGCGGAUGAGAUCAAAAGAGAAGCGGAUCUGAGGAGGAAAAAGAUUGCGGAGUCGCAGCUUUUGAUCCCGAGAUCGUACAAGGAGAAGCAAGCGAAAGCAGCUAGAAAGAGGUACAAAAGGAGUAUGAUAAGAGUUCAGUUUCCUGAUGGAGUUGUGCUUCAAGGUGUCUUUGCUCCUUGGGAACCUACCUUUGCUCUCUAUGAGUUUGUGAGUUCUGCUUUGAAAGAGCCAAGUUUGCAGUUCGAGCUUUUGGAUCCUGUCCUGGUUAAACGGCGUGUGAUUCCGCAUACUCCAGCCCCGGGACAGAAGCCAAGAACCUUGGAGGAUGAAGAGCUUGUUCCCUCGGCGCUAAUCAAGUUUAGACCCAUUGAGACUUCCUCUCUCGUCUACACCGGUCUAUGCAAUGAACUCCUGGAGAUCAGUGAGCCACUCACAUGAUCAUUUCGAGUUCCACGGAAGACUUGGCAUCAAAACGGUUUUAAGUUUUUUUUUUCUAUUUUUAUGGUGUGGUUGAUUAUUCUGUGUUUGUGAUUCGAACAUAUUAUAGGGGUUUUAUGGGGGGGAAAUUGUGUAAUUUGCACAAUAAUUAGAAUCAAAUUUGAAGAUUCAUCAUA
Messenger RNA from Brassica rapa (field mustard), 1665 nucleotides. Its product is annotated as plant UBX domain-containing protein 2. Lineage: Eukaryota; Viridiplantae; Streptophyta; Magnoliopsida; Brassicales; Brassicaceae. Gene Ontology annotation, biological process: defense response to fungus. Gene Ontology annotation, molecular function: protein binding. The record is from RefSeq and is a predicted model, not a curated record.